AUGAGCCCAUACGAAGAUGUGAACUUAGACAUAGAGGGAAAAGAAACAGGUGUUAUCCGACCAUGGCUUCAGAAUUUGCAUGGGAGACGAUUGUAUUCGACUUUUGUUCCCCAACAUACCCAGGUUGCUGGAAUAUCUCAGGAGCAUCUUUCACCUCUCAAAGGCUCUAGCGGAGAGAUUGAAGGCUCUCUCAAAGGCUCUAGCGGAGAGAUUGAAGAUUAUGUUACCGGUAGCAUUUACAAAGCUAUCUCAAAGGCUCUAGCGGAGAGAUUGAAGAUUAUGUUACCAAAGCUCAUCUCUAAUCACCAAAGUGGUUUCAUUAAGAGCAGGCAAAUCACUGACAGCAUCCUCAUUGCUAAUGAAUGUCUAGAUUCUAGAAUCAAAGAAAAGAAGCCUGGAAUAAUUUGCAAAGUUGAUCUUGAAAAGGCGUUUGAUCAUGUGAAAUGGUCUUUUGUUUAUGAUGUGUUGCUUCGAAUGGGUUUUGGAGAUUGGUGGAGAACCUGGAUUAAGGGUUGCAUAGAAAAUGUUCCUUUUUCUAUCCUUGUUAAUGGCUCUUCCCAUGAUAAAUUUUCAAGUCAAAGGGGUCUCAGGCAGGGAGACCCCCUCUCUUCCUUUCUGUUCUUACUUGUUUCUGAGGUGCUCAAUAUCAUGUUUGAGAAGGCUUCUGCCUUGGGUCUUUUGGGGGGUUUUUUCGUUGCUAAUAAUGGCACUAAAGUUACUCAUCUGCAAUUUGCAGAAGAUACUUUAGUUUUUAUGGAUGCUUCUGUUGAUCAAAUUCAACCCUUAAAACAUAUUUUUCUUGUUUUUCAAUACGCUUCUGGUCUUCCUACAAAUUUUUUUAAGUGCAGGGUCUUCGGUGUUGGCGAAGUUUCAAAUAUUAAUGAGUUAGCUGAAGUUUUUGGGUGCACUUCUGAAUCUUUGCCUGCCAUCUAUCUUGGAAUGCCCCUUGGUGAUAAUUCAAGGUCAGCAGUAAAGUGGGAAAGGAUCAUUGAAUUAUGUAAGAAUAGGUUGGCUAAUUGGAAGAAAAGAUUUCUCUCAAAAGCGGGUAAGCUCACUUUAGUUAAAAGUGUUUUACUUAUUCUACCUGUUUACUAUUUUUCCCUCUUUAUGGCUCCCAAGUCUGUUAUUAAGAAAAUUGAAAAAGUGAUUAGGAGUUUUCUGUGGGACGGUUGUAACGGGGAAAGAAACACAAGUGGGUCAAGUGGUCUACAGUUUGUUGGAAAUGGUGAAACAGUGCGCUUUUGGGAAGAUCAGUGGCUCCAUGAAGGUAUUCUCUCUUCUUUAUAUCCUAAUCUCUACCAAUUGUCUACCCUUAAAGGAGCUUCUAUUAAGCAAUGUUGUUCUACUUCUCUUUCUUCUUUUUCUUGGGAUUUGGGGGUUUCUCACAGAAGACUCUACGAUAUUGAAAUUGAAGAACUUUCUUCUCUAUUACUAGUUCUUCAGAAUUCUUCUAUAGAUGAAUUGGAAGAGGAUGUGAUGAUUUGGAAGAAUCAUAAGUCAGGAUUAUUCACUGUGGCAUCUGCUUACGAGCUUGAAGUUGGUGAUACAGAUGUGGUCUCCUUCCCAAAAGAGAAAAUUUGGUCUACUAAAUGGCCUCAUAAGGUGGGGUUCUUUUUAUGGCAGGCCGCUCUAGGUCGUCUCCCUACUUUAGAUAACUUGCUGAAGAGGGGUAGUGCUCUGACUACUAGUUCCGGCAACCCACAACCAAAUAUUUGCAAGCUUUGUGAUCUUUUUGCGGAAGAUGCGAAUCAUUUGCUCUUGACUUGUCCUUUUGCAGUUAAGGUUUGGCAUUACUUUCUUUCCAGCGCUAAUUUUACGGGGUCUCUGCAGCCGACUGUGUUAGAGGUUUUGAAAAAUUGGAAGAGCUGUCAUCUCUCUUCUCAAGCUAAGGAACUUUGGGAUAGAUUACCUGCUAGCAUAGAGUUUAUGGAAGGAGCAUAA
Messenger RNA from Papaver somniferum (opium poppy), 1941 nucleotides. RefSeq lists its product as uncharacterized. The record is from RefSeq and is a predicted model, not a curated record. NCBI's taxonomy places the organism in Eukaryota, Viridiplantae, Streptophyta, Magnoliopsida, Ranunculales, Papaveraceae. The transcript has 2 exons. Bases 1 to 1941 code for a protein of 646 amino acids.